This is a messenger RNA of Anopheles darlingi, 3809 nucleotides long. RefSeq lists its product as uncharacterized. Gene Ontology annotation, cellular component: nucleus; cytoplasmic ribonucleoprotein granule. The record is from RefSeq and is a predicted model, not a curated record. Bases 1311 to 2666 code for a protein of 451 amino acids. Lineage: Eukaryota; Metazoa; Arthropoda; Insecta; Diptera; Culicidae. The transcript has 7 exons. Gene Ontology annotation, molecular function: mRNA binding; RNA endonuclease activity.
AAAACGUGAACGAUUUGGUGAAAUACAUUUUUCGAUAGUUUAUUGAGCUUCAUUCUAUGUAGAGAUCGGCAAUCCAUCCAUCAAAGAUAUCGUAAAACACCGUUGCUUUUGAACACUGCACACGAACACGUAGUAACACAGCUAGAGAAGGUAAUACUUGGUUUGUUCCAGAAGAGGUAAGUGUUGCUCGAGUUAAGCUACUUCGCUUGCAAAUCCUUCACUUCCUGCUCAAUAUUACGCCUUGCGAUGGUCUCGAACCGCUCGCUAAAUUCCUUCGUCGAAUAAAUGCACGGUAUGCGGCAGAGUUGCUGUAACAGCUGUUGACAAAGAAGAAGCCUCUGUCCAGUUACCUGACGAUAUUUAGGAAAAUGCAAAAGUCGUGGUUACCUUAAGCCGUGUUUUAUCAUAGGAACACGUGCCUUGAGCAGGACACUCUUCGCGCAACAACCGUGUAUAUUGUUGAUAUUCUUCGGGAGGAGUUCUGCGUUGAGAUAAGGUAAUGUAGGUUAGUUCUGCUAAUGCCAGCUACGAAUCCAUGAGUCCAACCUACCCCAGUACCAGCAAAUCUAGGUCUUGGAAGAAUUGCACAUCUUCCUCCAGCAAAUCGCCUGCAUCCGAUUGCAUAUCACCCAACAACCGCUUCACGUUGUUCUCGAGUGAUUUCUGGAAAGGCAAACAGAUUUUUAUGACCACGGUUGCGUGUGACAAAGCCUACGGCCUCUCGCUUACGUUGUCCAGGUUGGCAUCCGUGAAAAAUUCUUCCACUGCCGAACAAUUCUUACUCAUACAGUCUUUGUCAGCAUCAAAAUGGUAAUACUGGAAAAGUGCUGCCAACUGGAGGCAGACACUCGCACCCGUCAGAUGGGGGAUCUUCCUUCGAAUCAGCUCCGAUUCCGUAUGAUAACGUCGGCUCGUAUCGGAGUACUGAGAACGAAGCUUUGCCAACCACUUUUCCGACACAUCUGGCGACAAUUCCAGAGCGGUGCUGAUGUUUUCCCACAAUGAAUCCAUGAGCAGCCAAUCAAUCACUAUCCAGCAGCGUCUUUUGUAUCCUGAAACUGAGGCAGAGAGAUUCUGAGAUCCUGUUCUUCUUGCUAACCUUCGACUCCUCGUUAGUAUGACUAACGUCAUUGAUUUUGUCAUCCUUUCCUGCUAUCCUCUGGAGAAACAUGCGCAGUAGUCAUGUAUUUCAUCGUAAUAUACACACAGCCUUCGAAUCAAAACAACGUGUUUUCCGGUGAAUUGCUGGUUUCGCAUGGGUUCAAUUUGUAAGAUAUUCACAAACUUCACAGUUUAUUACCUUACACAGAAUGGCACGCAAGAACACGAAUAAACUUCUGAAAAGGACUAGCAUCGAUACUAGGCAUAAAGCUGCAAAGCGUCAGCCUUGUCCAUUCAAGGCGAAUAUUCCUAAUAACAAAAAUCUACAUCGCACAAAACACAAAUCGUUGAACAAUAACUCAAAGCUUAUGAAUCCGGCCAGCAUUCAAAAACAUUAUGAAUCGCCACGAGGGGCAGCAGCCAGUAGCUGCACAGACGACUCAGUUGUUCAUCCUAUUGUAAUAGAUGAUUCAGAUGAAGAGAACGUGUUAAACACCAGUGAUCAGCCACUACUCUUUUACGAGGAUCGUCGUCCUGGAGCAGGAGAUAAAAUCGAAAAUGGUAUACCGUUGUAUGUCAUUGGUUCACCGAGGUAUCGGGAUUUAGCUGAAGAUGAGAUCAUUGUACUUGAUAGUACGUUAGAGAACACACACAUAGCUGAUACAGACGGGCCGAAGUGCAGUGAAUCCGGGAUGGUAGUGUCAAGCAGUGUGGAGUUGGAUGUGGUAUCUCAAAAAACAGUUAAUACUAGCGUGAUCGACCUAGAUAGCACGCAAAUAGGUGAUACGGAUGAGCCGAAUGGCAAAGAGCUUGGGACCGGUGCGCCCAUGAGCGCAAAGCAGAACGUAAUACCUCUAGAUGCAGUUUAUACUGCCGUGAUCGAUCUAAGUGACGAUUCUGCAGAGGAAUCAGUGGUGCCAGAGCCAGCCGUAAAUAAAAUACCUUUGGGGUAUGAUAUUCGAAAAAGAAACGUUACAGGCCAAAACAAUUCCAAACCGAAGCCCGCCCCAGCUACAUCCUGGAAAUCGAAAGCUAUUAAAACUAGUCCACCAACAACAACACCUUUAAUUAUAGAAGAAAAGCCGGUGACCCCUGGCAAAAGGAUGAUUAUUAUCGAUGGAUGCAAUGUUGCCUAUAGCCAUUUAAACGGAAAAGCAUUUUCGGUAAAAGGACUGCAGUUGUGUAUAAAUUAUUUCAAAAAGUUGGGCCAUGAAGUAUCUGCAGUCGUACCACAGUACAAAAUGAAAAGAUUCCAAAGCACCGACCAAGAUUUACUAAAUAAGCUUUGCGAGCAAGGGUUAGUUGUAUUGGCGCCGAGUAAGACCCUUCCAGGACAAUGUUCAUCAUCCUAUGAUGAUCGAUUGAUCCUUCGGAUAGCUGAGCAGUUCGAUGCAGCUAUUAUAUCAAACGACAAUUUUCGUGAUCUACUCCACUGUAGUCCAGAAUGGCGCCAAAUCAUUACAACCCGCGUAAUCGGUUACACCUGGGUGAAAGACUGCUUCUUCCUACCGGAUGACCCUUAUGGACGUCAGGGUCCUUUGCUGCAAGAGAUCCUUAACCGAUGAAAUGGUUGAGAGUUGUUGAUAAGAUAUAAGGCCAAUAGAUAUCAGUGGAUGUUGGAAAAGUAAUCAUUGGAAAAGUAAAGAAACCUUUAUUGAAUUAAAAUGUUUACAAAGCAAACGAUCAACUGGGAAGACUCCUACAGGCCGAGAGAUUUAUGAUGGUACUGUGUUAUUUUCCGGUUCCCUGCUAUUGAUUACUUGUUCAUAUGAUGGUGGAAGAUCUGCAAAGAAGAAUCAUUUCAUGGGCAAUCUUGCAGACAAUCAUUGAUCUUCCUAUAGCUACCAUGUCGGACUACUCCUCCUGCUCUUGGUGCUGCGCCGAUGACAAUCAAGGUUUGAUUGGUAUAACCGUUAUUAGGCGGACGCUCGCGUUCAUCACUAAUAAUAUGCGGGGAUCUACCAUCGCCGGUAUUUGGAAUUGUAUACACUAUUCCAGGUUGCUGACUAUUUGGGCAGGUUGUGUUCGCUAUAAAGAAAGCAGCGAUGAAAUCAACCUCAUAUGACUUGCACAAGAUGCCUUCGACAUACCUGCAGUGCUAUUCGCUUGGAUGUUACUAAAUCGAUUUUUAAACCUUCGGUCGUACAACCACUGUAAAAUUAUAUUAAACAAACAGCAAUUUAGGAAUGACAAUUUGAUGAAUCAACAUAUCUUCGAGCACGUGCAGGAAUCAAGCUGUUUAUAGACAGAUUGAGAUUCGUCACCGUUCAGGUAUCCAUCGACGUAGCCACACAGCUUAUCGUCCGAUAAGAUAUCGAAGGUAACGAAAGGCAGUGCACAUACAAACUGAGAUUUACUUCAAAACAUCUAAUGCGGUCAAACAGGGCUUCCGAAAGACGGACUGGGUCUUUGAACGGAGCUUUAUAUCGAAACUGCGUUGUCGUCUUCACUGUGUACAGGUACAUCUCACUUGAAAGCGGAGCGGUUACUUACCACGGCCAGCCAAAUGGCUAUAAUUGAGAGCACUAUCACCGGUAUCACGACGUAUGCGGCCAUUUGUCGAUUGGUGCCCGGACAGGAUAUCGUUUGCCCGUGAGCAAUGGCUUGCGACUGAGUGGCUAGCGAUAAAAUUAAAGCAUACACCUCAAUCCACCCGCCCAGGGCGUGGUUGGUUUAUCGUCAUUUAAGGAAACGGAUAUAGGAACAAC